Paramecium primaurelia is the source of this 1193-nucleotide messenger RNA. The record is from the annotation of a GenBank genome assembly. Lineage: Eukaryota; Ciliophora; Oligohymenophorea; Peniculida; Parameciidae.
AUGGAUAAUUAACAAAGCCAAUAAGCAUUUUUAUCAAGUGUUUCACUUCUAUUCAGUAAAUAUAUGUUUAAUAAUAUUUAGAAAUUAUCAAAUUUCCAUUUAUUUGUUAAAAUUGUGGAAAUAUAGAAGUUAUGAGAUAACUCUAAAAAAUAUUUAAUGAAAUUGAUGAAAUUGAUAUUGAUGAAUUAUCAAGUAGGAUAUUAUUAGUUUCAAAAUAAAUUCAGAAAAAGAAAGAUGAAAGUUUUGUUUCUGUUUAAUAAUAAAUCUAGAAAUCGUUGAAUUAUCUAUAACCAUUAAAGAUGGAUGAUCAAUAAUUAUUUAAUUUUGAAAAUCAUGAAUAAUGUUUAUAAAGAGUUUGUGAUGUAAGCAUAUUUUCUAUAUUUGAGGAUAUAUUUAUUAAUAUCUAGGAAUAAUUAGAAAUAUAAAAUUCAUUAAAUGAAUUGAUUGCCAUAAUGCAGGAACAAUAAUUAUAAAUUAAUUAAUUUCCUUAAUCUAAGAACUUAUAAUUAAUAUCUGAAUAUAAUAAUAAUAAGAUAAUUAAAGAAAGAUUGGAAGGAGCAUUAAAAAUUAAUUAGAGUCAUAAGGAAAUCCUUAAAGAGAUUCUAAUUAAAAUUGGAUAAGAUAAUUCUAAUUAAAAAAUUAAUUAUUAAAUAUCAAUUAAACAAUCUUAAUUAGAUCUUAUUUAUCUUAUUUAAUAAAAUUCAUUAUUGAAUGAAAAAAUAAAUGAAUUAGAAUUAUAAUUAAAAGAAAAAAACACAUAACUAUUAAAAUUUAGUUAUUAUAUUUAACAGAUUGAAAAUAUUUAAUAGAAUUAAAACAUUUAAUAUGUAGUAUCUUAAAAGAUUUCAUAAUAAGAUUAGAAUACUUAAUCAUAAUAAGAUAAUAAUAAUAAUAAUGUAUAAGAUAGUUAGACUAAUUAAUCAUAAUCAGAAGAAUUCUAUUCUAUUAUAGAUUAAAGCCUAAAUAAUUUUUAUGAAAAUUAAUGUAGAUAAAGUUUGGUUAAACCUGAAUAAUCAAUUACAGUUCUUAAGCCUAUCAAUCAAAAUAUUUUAGUUUAAUAAAGUUUUCAAAAAUAAAAAGUAAAUUAGAAUUCUGAGAGAAAAGUUAAUUUUAGUUUUGAUUAUGGAAAUCCUCUGGAAACAAAUAAUAGUUUUACAUAAUAAGAAGAUGAAAAUUACUAAUUUAAUUUUUGA